Messenger RNA from Cyprinodon variegatus (sheepshead minnow), 763 nucleotides. RefSeq names its product POP5 homolog, ribonuclease P/MRP subunit (gene pop5). The record is from RefSeq and is a predicted model, not a curated record. The transcript has 5 exons. Gene Ontology annotation, biological process: tRNA 5'-leader removal. Lineage: Eukaryota; Metazoa; Chordata; Actinopteri; Cyprinodontiformes; Cyprinodontidae. Gene Ontology annotation, cellular component: ribonuclease P complex. The coding region runs from base 1 to 375 and encodes 124 amino acids. Gene Ontology annotation, molecular function: ribonuclease P RNA binding.
AUGGUGCGGGUGAAGUCAAGGUAUUUGCUGUGUGAGAUAAAUGUGUCUGACAGGAGGGAUCUGCUGAAGCUGGAUGACCGAGCUGUUGCGGGGGCGGUGCGGGCAGCAGUGGCCAGAAUUCACGGGGACUAUGGGACCGCUAUUUGCAGCACCAGGUUCUGGGGUGAGAUCUAUUGUACCAUGUCAGGAACCAUCAGAACAUGUCAGAAGUUUCUGAUCCGGUACAACACCCAGCAGCUCCACCGGAUGCUCCCUAAAUGUAAAAAUGAAGAAGAAAAGCGACAGAUUGAAGAAUCGAUUCUAAGCUGCUCUCUAGUGGACAGAGACGACGACGGAUUUAAAGAUGAGCUGGAGAGCGAAGAAGAUGAGGUGUAAAAACCAGCCGGGCGCUCAGAGCCGGUUCUAUCCUAGAAAAGGCUGAUUGAAGUAGUUCAGUUCAGCAGCUCUGAUUGGUUGAGCUUCGUUUAGCAGCAUUAGAAAGCCUGCUGGGUCCACUGUUACCAAACCCAUCAGCGAACUGGUUAUAGAUGCAUAUAUACCUGCAGAACUGUUUUCUUUUUUUUGCCUUUGUUUAUUAACUUGGUCAUUUAUGCUGCUGAAACCAAAGGAGCUCAUUAGUGUAAUUUAUAGGGCUGUUCAGUGGUAAUAAAAACAUCAGUAUUAGUUAACUGAGGCAUCAGUUUAUCUAAGUCUGAUGUUCAGAAAUGAUCACGUUUCUUUAGGAAAGAAGGUGUUAUUUCUGAUUUUUAUAAAAAAAAAUAUU